AUGACCAGCAGCAGCAGCAGUGAUGCCACGGAUGUCAUGAUUAAUGGCGAGGCCAGUAGCAGCAGUCGCAUUAUUCCCGCCGCCAUGACGGGCCGAUCGCAAUUGGCCGCUGCCUUUACCGCGCUGGACGAAAGCGAUCAAUACGAUGCCGUCUUGACGGGAUUGUGUGCCAAGAUUCUAGACAAUGAUCAAGCCGCUACCGCCGCCAGUCUCGAAGAUUCCGCUGCGCUCUUGACGGAAAUGAAUCAACGCAACAUACCCGCCAGUCCACGAUCGCUCAUGUCACUCAUUGAUGCCACAGUCAAGACGCAAGAUACCACCACCAUGACGGAUAUCCUUCGAUUGGCCCGGCAAAACAAGGCAGGAUUGAACCAGUACGGAAUUUUGCAAUCUGAUAUUGUCGACAUGCCGGCGGGCAAUCAACAAGUGGCGUGUGCCGAUGGAUCUCGCAAAACACGAGCGGAACGAUUGGAAUCAUUGCCGGAUGUUCCCGUGGACGAUCGAGGCACGGAAAUUGCCUCGGCCAUGGCCACGUUGGGAGUGGUCGGUAUCUGCUUUUUGGCCAAUUUGUUUGGCAUGGACGAUAUUACUCCCGUCACCAAUCUGUUAUGGUUUACCAUUACUACCGUGGGAGUCGUCGACAAUUUCUAUGAUGUCCUCCAAUUUGGUUCCAACGCCGCCAUUUCCUCUCUCAAUACCACCGACACCAACAAGGAAAAUCUAAAAUUACCACAAAAGGAGAGUCUCCCGUUUGGAUUGGGAACGGGAGAAUUGACCGGAACCGUCACGCGGGGAUUGACCCGUCUGUUCAGUACCGACACGGAACGCGAAUGUCAAGUCGAAGCGGCCGCACUGUACACGGCAUAUGUCUUGGGAUUGCCCUGUUUUGCCUUUCGUCCCAAUUCCCUCGAAGCUGCCAAUUUGAUGGUUCAACACGAAGAGCAAAAUUUACUGUCCACGACCAGUGGCAUUCUCAAAGUCUUGAUUUGGCUCAUGGCACCGGUUGCCAUGGAAAGUAUGAAACAUCCACAACUCAUUUGCAGUGAUCCACGAGAAGCCAGUGGAUUAUUGCAACGAUUGCAAGAUUAUGCCGGGAAAAAUAAUUUGGAUAAUUUGGAUAGUCUCUGGUGGAUGCUCGAAGAAUCACCCGAACAAGAAACGCAAGAUUUGUUGAAAUGGGCAUACCAUGAAGCCGACGUGUUGAUACGAAACAAUUUGAAGGAUGUGACGGAAAUGUCGCAACGACUCACCGGUGGAGCGGCGACGAUUGGUGAUUGUGUGGCUGUCGUGGAACGGUGGUAA
Molecule: messenger RNA, 1302 nt
Organism: Seminavis robusta
Lineage: Eukaryota; Bacillariophyta; Bacillariophyceae; Naviculales; Naviculaceae
Source: the annotation of a GenBank genome assembly